AUGAGUGGGAUCGAUAGCACAACCAACUUCUUUGCAAGGAACCGUACCGUCAUCGCAGUCACUGCCUUGGCCGGGCUCUCUGCUGCCGGUGCUUACUACUACUUAAACCAACCAUCAGCUGGCGACGCUCCUGAUGCUGGCAAGAAGAAGAAAAACAAGAAGAAGAAGGCCAAGAAGGCCGGUGAGGACUCUGGCGCCAACACCCCAGCUCCUGCUGAAAAGGAAGAAAAGACCCGUGUCUACCCUGUCAAUGCUCAAGGCUUGCCAGAAGUCAGCGACGAAGUGAUUAAUGGUUUGACCGAGGCCCAAAAGGAAGAAUGGGCGUUGGCAUUGAAGGAAGACGGUAACAACGAGUUCAAGGCUAAGAACUACGACGAUGCCAUUGCCUACUACACUGUUGCCUUGCAAAUCAAGAAGGACCCCAUCUUCUACUCCAACCGUUCUGCCUGUUACGCAGCAUUGAACGAUCACGAAAACGUCAUCAAGGACACCACCGAGGCCAUCAAGAUCAAGCCAGACUACACCAAGUGUGUCUUGCGUCGUGCAACCUCCUACGAAACCAUCGAGCGUUACGAGGAUGCCAUGUUCGACUUGACUGCAUUGACUAUCUACGGAGGCUUCAGCAACAAAUCCAUCGAACAAGUGUUGGAAAGAGUCUUGAAGAAGCACUCUAUCAAGAUCGUUGAAUCCAAGCCAAAGACCUUCAACUUGCCCUCGGCCUCCAUCAUUGGCUCUUUCUUCGGUGCUUUUGUUGAAGAAACCACCCCUGAAGGUAUUUCUGAACAAUCCGAAGGUGCUGACAAGUUCUUGUACGACGCCUUGGUCAACAUCAACAUCAACACCCAAGAAGGUUACGAACAAGCCGACACCUUGUUGAACCAAGCCCUUGAAGCCUACAACAUUGAAGAAUUGUCUCCCGAAUCUCCUCAAGCCGGACCUGCCUCUAUUGCCUUAGAAUACUCCGCUGCCUUCAGCUUCUUGAAGAACCAACCCCAAGAAGCCGCCAGCGGUAUCAACAAGGCUAUUGCCUUGAAGCCAAGACCAAGAUCAUACAUCUUCAGAGCUUUAAUCAACGCCGACAAACAAUCUUACGAUGAUGCCAUCAAGGACUUUGCCAAGGCCCAAGAAAUGGACCCAGAAUGCCCUGACAUCUUCUACCACUUGGGUCAAUUGCACUACCUCACUGGAGACAUGGCCAACGCUGAAGUCAACUUUGUUAAGGCCAAGUCCUUGAACCCAGAAAACGUCUAUGCUUACAUCCAAUUGGCCUGUAUAACCUACAAGAACGGAUUAUUCGACUCUGCUAUUGAAAAGUUCACCGAAGCCAAGUUGAAAUUUGCCACCUCCCCAGAAGUCCCAACCUACUAUGGUGAAAUCUUAGCUGACCGUGGUGACAUUGAGGGUGCUUGCAAACAAUUCGACAUUGCUGCCAGAUUACAAGAAAGCUUGAAGACCUUCUCUGUCGGAAGCUUGCCACUCAUCAACAAGGCCACCUGUAUCUCUAGAGAAAGCUUAGAAAGAAUGCCAGAGGCUGAAGAAUUGUUGGUCAGAGCUUGUGAAUUGGAUCCUAAGUCUGAAUUGGCCAAACUUUCCUUGGCUCAAAUCAAAUUGCAACAAGAAAAGGUGGAUGAAGCCAUUGAAUUGUUUGAAGAAUCCACCGACUUGGCUAGAAACUUCGAAGAAAAGGUUCAAGCCACCUCCUUUGCUGAAGCAACUAAGAUGCAAAAGAGAAUCAGAAACGAUCCUGUUUUGACCAAGAAGAUUGCUGAGGUGAUGCAACAAAGUGGUGCUAUUCCAUACUAG
Molecule: messenger RNA, 1803 nt
Organism: Suhomyces tanzawaensis NRRL Y-17324
Lineage: Eukaryota; Fungi; Ascomycota; Pichiomycetes; Serinales; Debaryomycetaceae
Gene: TOM70
Product: protein channel
Exons: 1
Coding region: 1-1803 (600 amino acids)
Cellular component (GO): mitochondrial outer membrane
Molecular function (GO): protein binding
Source: RefSeq, a predicted model, not a curated record